This is a messenger RNA of Pararge aegeria (speckled wood butterfly), 1730 nucleotides long. RefSeq names its product tRNA dimethylallyltransferase. Lineage: Eukaryota; Metazoa; Arthropoda; Insecta; Lepidoptera; Nymphalidae. Bases 24 to 1592 code for a protein of 522 amino acids. Gene Ontology annotation, molecular function: tRNA dimethylallyltransferase activity. The transcript has 7 exons. Gene Ontology annotation, biological process: tRNA modification. The record is from RefSeq and is a predicted model, not a curated record. Gene Ontology annotation, cellular component: mitochondrion.
GAAGUGCGUGCAAGUGUUUCGUGAUGGCCUUAAGGUCUGUGAUAUCCUCUAAAAUACCAAUGGUGAUAAUUUUGGGUGCAACGGGUACAGGAAAAACUAAAUUAGGCGUGGAAUUGGCCCAAAAACUGGGUACGGAGAUCAUCAGCGCAGACUCGAUGCAGAUCUACAAAGGUUUGGACAUAGUGACGGCGAAGGCAUCCCGCCAAGAGCGUGAGCUGGUGCCACAUCACCUGCUUGAUAUUCUGGAGCCGCACCAGGCGUUCACCGUUGUGGAUUUCAGGGCCAGAUCCCUUAAAAUCAUAGACAACCUAACCAAACAAGGAAAAGUACCCGUCAUAGUGGGUGGUACCAACUAUUACAUUGAAUCAAUUGUAUAUCAUAUACUAGUCGAACAUACCGAAAACACAAAUGAAUUACUUUGGGAUAAGAGUAACAGGAAGAGAGAUUUUUAUGAAGCUGACAACCUGAGUGAUGUAGCUAGUAAAAAAGCGAAGGAAUCUGAUGAUCCUGUAAAUUGUGAAGAUGUAUCGGACGUUUCAACAGCUGAAUCUAAUGUGAAUAUAAAAAACACAAAAGGUUCAACACCAGGAACUAAUGUGAAAAAUGAAUGUUCCGAAGACCAAGGUGAUUUAAUAUCAGAACAUGAAAUGAAAGAUAAUGAAGAGAAAAAGAUAGAUGUAGAAAGUUUGAAACAAGAUGUAGGAAAUGAAAGUAAGUUCUCUAACGAAGAAAUACAUUUGAAAUUAAAGGCGAUUGAUCCUGUCAUGGCUUCACGUCUUCAUCCCAAUAACAGGCGGAAAGUUUUAAGGGCAAUAGAAGUCUGGCUCAAAACGGGUCGGCGUCACAGCGAGGUUCUUGACCAGCAGAAGAUUACCGAAGGGCAGCUAAGGAGACCUGGAGCGACCAUCAUACUGUGGUUGAAAUGCGAACAGAGUGUCCACGACGAGCGUUUGAACGCCAGAGUUGACGCCAUGCUGGAAGAUGGCCUGAUAGAAGAGUUGCUCAACUUCCACGAUCGCCACAACAAGCAGAGAAUGGAUGGCAAAACACCUGACUACACAAAAGGAGUGUUCCAGACCCUAGGCCUAAAGGAAUUCCACGAAUAUCUCAUGCUACCGGCGGAUAAGAAAAAUUCUGACGAAGGACAAAAACUCCUACGGGAUAGUAUCGCAAACAUGAAGCUCAGUACAAGAAGGUAUGCGAGACGUCAAAACAAAAUGGUUAGGGGAAGAUUUUUGGAACACCCUUCCAGAGAGGUUCCACCGAUUUAUGAAUUGGAUACUACAGAUCUUUCUAAAUGGGACGACGAAGUAAAAAAUAAAGCUUUUAACAUCAUAGAAAGUUUCAUAAAUGAUACUCCAUGUCAAUACGAGCCUUUAAAGCAAAGUAUUCCUGAAGAUAAAAGAGGUAUUGAUGGGCAUUCAUGCAACUUUUGUGAUAUUUGUGAAAGGCUUAUAAUUGGUGACAAAGAAUUCUCUGUACAUCUUACCUCACAUAAACACAUGCGAGUAAUCAAAAGGAAGAAUAAAAUAGCUAUGCAGUUACAGCGAACGCAAGAAAAAGUUGUACAAUCUGGAAAUAAUGACAAAUGAGAUUAAAAGGAAAAAAUCCCAUAUAGACAAUUUUCUUCAUAGUCUUAUACCAAAUACUAAUUAAAAGGAGUUUCAUUGAUGAUUUUUAUAUAGUUUUACCUAUGAUUUUUUAUCUAAGAGUGAAUAAAAGAUUAUUAA